Molecule: messenger RNA, 1518 nt
Organism: Mus musculus (house mouse)
Lineage: Eukaryota; Metazoa; Chordata; Mammalia; Rodentia; Muridae
Gene: Acot5
Product: acyl-CoA thioesterase 5
Exons: 3
Coding region: 143-1408 (421 amino acids)
Biological process (GO): acyl-CoA metabolic process; fatty acid metabolic process
Cellular component (GO): cytoplasm; peroxisome
Molecular function (GO): thiolester hydrolase activity; long-chain fatty acyl-CoA hydrolase activity; medium-chain fatty acyl-CoA hydrolase activity
Source: RefSeq, marked validated
GUCACUGCAUCCCUUAAAUUUUGGAGAGUUUCGCACCUCGAUUGCCAACGCAGACAAGUAGGAUAAGGGUUCAUGGUCACAGCCUCCAGAAGUCGAGAGACACUAUUCACCCGACAGUAUCCUGAUUUUUCACUUUGUCAGGAUGGUGCCAACAGUAAGCCUGGAGCCCACGGGCCACAGCUGCUGGGACGAACCGCUGAGCAUCGCUGUGCGCGGCUUGGCCCCGGAGCAGCCCGUCACACUGCGCACUGCCCUGCGCGACGAGAAGGGCGCGCUCUUCCGAGCCCACGCGCGCUACCGCGCGGACUCCCACGGCGAGCUGGACCUGGCGCGCACGCCCGCGCUGGGCGGCAGCUUCUCGGGGCUCGAGCCCAUGGGGCUGCUCUGGGCCAUGGAGCCCGAUCGGCCUUUCUGGCGCCUGAUCAAGCGCGACGUGCAGACGCCCUUCGUGGUGGAGCUGGAGGUGCUGGACGGACACGAGCCCGACGGCGGGCGGCUGCUGGCGCGGGCGGUGCACGAGCGUCACUUCAUGGCUCCCGGGGUGCGGCGCGUGCCCGUGCGCGAGGGCCGGGUGCGCGCCACGCUCUUUCUGCCCCCAGGAACUGGACCCUUUCCUGGGAUCAUAGACCUUUUUGGAGUUGGAGGUGGCCUUCUGGAGUAUCGGGCGAGCCUGCUGGCUGGGAAGGGCUUUGCCGUCAUGGCUCUGGCUUAUUAUAAAUAUGAUGACCUCCCUAAGGUUAUAGACAUCCUUCAUCUGGAGUACUUUGAGGAAGCUGUGACCUACCUGCUCAGUCACCCUCAGGUCAAGGGUCCAGGAGUUGGCCUGCUAGGGAUUUCCAAAGGGGCUGAACUCUCCCUCUCCAUGGCUUCUUUCCUGAAAGGCAUCACGGCCGCUGUCGUAAUCAAUGGCGCCACGGUCAACGUUAUUUCAACAUUAUACUACAAGGAAGAGAGUCUGCCUGGUUUGGGCAUGCACCUAGAAAGGAUCAAGGUGACCAAAGAUGGGUUUAAAGAUAUUAUAGAUAUCCUGAAUGUCCCUCUAGAAGCUCCAGACCAGAAGAGCCUCAUCCCCUUGGAAAGGUCUGACACGGCCUUCCUGUUCCUCGUAGGUCAGGACGACCACAACUGGAAGAGCGAGUUCUAUGCCAGAGAGGCCUCCAAACGCCUGCAGGCGCACGGGAAGGAGAAGCCCCAGAUUGUCUGCUACCCCAAAACAGGACACCACAUUGAACCCCCUUACAUCCCUUGGUCCAUAGCUGCCCCCCACAGCUAUUUUGAUAAGCCUAUCCUCCUUGGAGGGGAGCCUAGGGCUCAUGCCAUGGCCCAGGUGGACGCCUGGCAGCGGCUCCAGACUUUUUUCCAUAAACAUUUGAGUGGGGACAAGAGGCCAAGCCCAGCAAAACUAUGAUUUUCUUUGAGUAGUGACAUUGCUGGUGACAUUGCUGGUGCUGUUCCCCUGAGAAUUAGGAUAUAUAUGCAUUGUUUUCUUCUUUUAAUAAAAUCUUGAAGUUUUCCUCC